UAGAUAGUGAUAGAGGUUAGAUGGUUAGAUUAGAUCGGUUUUUGACUAGGUGCUUACGAAAAUAGUCAAUUUAAAAGACUCUGACCAGAGUAAGCAGCGCUCGGAUCAGUUGGUCAGAUAUAUUUUUCGUAAACCCCUUUUAUGAUUUAUCCAGAAUGAACCACAGAUUCACAGAUUUAGCCUAACUAAACGUCAAUUUAAUUCAUUUGUUGACCGCUUGGUGGAGUGUCAUCUCAGCCGUAUACUUUGCGUGCUGAGAACACAAAAUGUCAUUUGAAAAUAAAGGUGAGAUGUCCCGGGUUUUUAAGCUAGCACAAAAAUUUAACUGUUUUUAUUUGACAGGUUUAAAAUCAACUGAUUAUAAACCGUUUGUCGUGGAAGGAUUUCAAGUAGGACUUAUAAGACAAGAUGUUAUGAAACAAUUAUUAAAAUAUCCUGAGGUUUUCCAUGUAUCCUCAGGCUGUGUUGAAUUAAAUCCUGCUUUUAGAGAUUAUGAAGAAAGAAGUAACCAAGUGGAUAAAGUAUUAAAAGAGCUGAGAGCUGAAAAUGCUCUCAUUGCUCUAAAAGGUUGGAGAGAUGAGUGUUAUAAUGUUAAAACAGAAUUCAAUUCCAAGAGUUUCUUAAAGAUGGAUAGGUCAGCCACUUGCCUAUUUGGAAUCAGAAAUUAUGGUGUAGAUAUUAAUGGUUAUAUUAAGCACCCAAUAAAAGGAUUAUGUUUAUGGUUUCAAAAACGAUCACCUACGAAGCAAACUUGGCCUGGUAAAUGGGAUAACAUGGUUGGGGGAGGGAUAUCGGUUGGUCAAGGAAUUUUAGAGACAGUGCAUAAAGAAGCUAUGGAAGAAGCCUCUGUUCCAAAACAUUUAUUGAAAAAUUUGAUAAGUGCUGGCUGUGUUUCAUUUUAUUUUGAAUCGGAAAGGGGUCUGUUUCCAAACACAGAGUUUGUUUUUGAUUUAGAACUUCCUCUUGAUUAUAUACCUGAAAAUGCAGACGGAGAAGUGGAAACCUUCGAAUUACUCAGUGCAACAGAUUGUAUAGAUAAAAUAUUAAGCUCCGAUUUCAAAACAACGAGUGUACCCAUAGUUUUAGACUUUCUGAUCAGACAUGGUAUAAUUACUCCCGAAAAUGAGAAAGACUACCUGAAGAUAGUAGAACUUCUACAUGUACCUUUGCAAUCCAUUUAUAAGAGACAUGUAGACAAGAAUAUCAACGAUAUUAAAGAAAAUGGUACAUCAGCGAUUUUGCAAAAUAUAUAAUUUCAUUUUUAAUAGUAAUUAGAUUUUUCAUUUCUUAUUGUAGGAGAUACAUCUGAGCCUUAAAAGUUAUUUUCUAAAAAUAAUAUAUUUUAGCAUCACUUUAUAUAACUUUGGAGAGCUUGAAGGUCAUGUGAAUAUUCCAAUGUAUUUGUUGGUAAACAUUUUAUACU
Anoplophora glabripennis (Asian longhorned beetle) is the source of this 1423-nucleotide messenger RNA. RefSeq lists its product as uncharacterized. The record is from RefSeq and is a predicted model, not a curated record. Lineage: Eukaryota; Metazoa; Arthropoda; Insecta; Coleoptera; Cerambycidae. The transcript has 7 exons. Gene Ontology annotation, molecular function: 8-oxo-dGDP phosphatase activity. The coding region runs from base 267 to 1253 and encodes 328 amino acids.